AUGAGUCCACGAGCCUCACUCCUGGCACUGAGCUCACUCCUCUUCAUCUCACCCACCAUCGCCAGCUAUGCAUUCUACGUCGGCAAAGAUCUCACGGCCGAUGGCAGCGUCCUGCUUGGCGGAACCGGCGAGGAAGUCUCGAGCCAUUGGUUGCAGCUUUUCCCAGCCAAGGACCAUCCAGCGAAUGCUACGAUUACCGUUGGUGUGACGGAAGAUGCAGUGUUGCCCGGAUAUCUGAUUGAAAUCCCGCAAGUGAAUCAUACGUUUCGGUAUAUGUCGAUGGAGUAUUCCGAUUUCGAAGGGUUUCCUGCUCCGUUGACGAAUGGUGGGUUGAAUGAGAAGGGCGUGGCUGUUAGAGAUGUAUGGGCAGACGGCAGAACGGAGCUGGUCGACAUGACGCCCAAGAACCAGACUGGUGUCAACUACUCCGACUUGGCCCGCAUCGUGAUGGAACGAGCCAACACAGCACGCGAAGGCGUCGAGAUCAUUGGCGAUCUGAUCUCAAAGUACAACUAUGCCACAUACGGCGGCAACAGCCAUCUCAUCGUCGACAAGGACGAAGGCUGGGUAGUUUGGGAAUUUCCCGGUGGCGAGAAACUCUGGGCUGCAGAACGACUCGGAUCAGAUGUUGUGCGAGUGUCCUAUCCAGGCUACAUUGAGGACUUUCCUGCGGAUUUUGCGACCAGUAGCGAGUACGCAGGUUCGCCGAACAUCGUAUCUUUCGCUGUUGAGCAGGGCUGGUGGGAUCCUGAGGGGUCUGAGCCUUUCAACAUCUUCAAAGUAUAUGGGUUGCAGGGCAACUACUCCGCUCGUGAUGGUGGCUUCAAGUACAUGUCGCAAGCAGCUCUUGAGAAUGCUACGUUGGAGAUGGCGCCCGUGACAGAAGCUAAGCUUAUUGAGCGAGUGCGCGACUACCGGAUCUCGGACGACGAAGCAGGAUACGGACAAGUCGUUUCCCUCAAAGAUGACAUCGAUCCAGACCUCCUCCGCAUCUGGAACGCCCCCACCAGCUCCGUAACCGCCCCCUUCAACCCCUACUGGUUAGGCGUAAACAGCAUCCCGCCAGAAUACGCCGAACACCGCUACCUAACCACAGGCGCCUCCUCAUCCUUCCUCAACACAGACUACCAAUUCCAAGAAGCCACCCACUUCGCCGGCCGCAUCUACAAACAACUCCUCUACUACACCUGCUCGAACCCGCACACCUACCUCCCCAUCGUGCAAGAGAUCCUGCACGGGCUAGAGAACGCCUCGCGCACGGAUAUCGACGUCGUGGAGAAGGGUGCUGGGCUGCUUAUUGAAUCUGGAGAUCGGGAGGGCGCGAAGCAGUUGUUGACGAUGUUUUCGCAUGCAAGGGCUGCGGAGGCGGUAGUUGCAGGACGGAAACUUGUGGAUGCGUUGGAUUCGUAUGUGCAGUUGACGGGACGGUGGAGGAGUCCGGUUGGGGAUGAGACCAAUGAUCCUGGUGAUGGGAAGGAGACGGUGAAUUGUUUGGUGGGAUUGGAUCCUGAUCAGCCGAGUUGGAAGCAGCCGGAGCAUCCCAUCAAGAAGAGGAGAGCGGCGAAAGGAAAGGCUGCAGCGAUGAAGCGAGAUCUUUGA
This is a messenger RNA of Zasmidium cellare ATCC 36951, 1599 nucleotides long. RefSeq lists its product as uncharacterized. Gene Ontology annotation, molecular function: dipeptidase activity; cysteine-type exopeptidase activity. The coding region runs from base 1 to 1599 and encodes 532 amino acids. NCBI's taxonomy places the organism in Eukaryota, Fungi, Ascomycota, Dothideomycetes, Mycosphaerellales, Mycosphaerellaceae. Gene Ontology annotation, biological process: proteolysis. The record is from RefSeq and is a predicted model, not a curated record. The transcript is spliced from 3 exons.